Messenger RNA from Alnus glutinosa, 708 nucleotides. RefSeq lists its product as uncharacterized. Gene Ontology annotation, molecular function: protein binding. NCBI's taxonomy places the organism in Eukaryota, Viridiplantae, Streptophyta, Magnoliopsida, Fagales, Betulaceae. The transcript has 4 exons. Bases 1 to 708 code for a protein of 235 amino acids. The record is from RefSeq and is a predicted model, not a curated record.
AUGGAGGAGGAAAAAUGUCACUCAGGCCAGUUUGAAGUUGGCGGCUAUCAAUGGAGAUUGGCACCCUACCCAAAUGGGAGAAAGAACAGCAAUGGGGACGGUCACAUCUCUGUAUACUUGGCAAUAGCAGAUACCAAUGAUCUUCAACCUGGCUGGGAGGUUAAGGUUAACACAAUACGAUUCUUUGUCCUUGAUCAAAUCCGAAGCGAGUACCAGAUUAUCCAAGAUGCAAAUGGGAGAGUACGCUUUCGAAACUGGAAGACUGAGUGGGGAUUCGCCCAGUUGCUUUCCCAUGAUACUCUCAAUGAUUCAUCAAACGGCUAUCUUGUUGAUGACUCUUGUGCCUUUGGGGAGGAAGUUUUCAUAACUUGUAAAGGGGAGUGUUUGUCGAUGAUAAGUCAACCUCAAAGUAAUUAUUUCACUUGGAAGAUUGACAACUUUAACAACUUUAAAUGCUUGAAACAGAAAUUUUAUUUCUCUGAGCAAUUCACUGUUGAAGGGAGAAAAUGGAAGUUGAAGCUCUUUCCAGAGGGAGACGGAACAGGGGCCGACACAUGCUUGUCUCUCUAUCUGGUAUUAGAUGGUUCAGAAAUUCUUCCCCCCGACAGAAAAUUGUACGCAAAGUACAAGUUGCGAAUAAGGAACCUGUUGGGGGUGAAUGCCAAUAACAAAAUGCAUAGCGAAAAUUAUCUACUCCUCUUUGUGUAA